Psammomys obesus (fat sand rat) is the source of this 2029-nucleotide messenger RNA. It is a transcript of the gene Tmem220, whose product is annotated as transmembrane protein 220. The transcript has 6 exons. NCBI's taxonomy places the organism in Eukaryota, Metazoa, Chordata, Mammalia, Rodentia, Muridae. Bases 9 to 512 code for a protein of 167 amino acids. The record is from RefSeq and is a predicted model, not a curated record.
UCCAGGCUAUGGCGGCUGCCGUUGCUCCUUGGGCUCCCGGCUUGUGGCGGGCGUGCAACGCCCUCAUGGCAGCCUUCUUCUCCCUGGCCGCCGUGGUGCAGGUGAACGAUCCAGAUGCAGAGUGGUGGGUGGUGGUGUACACGAUCCCAGCGGUACUUACCCUGCUGGUGGGGUUUAAUCCUCUUGUCACAGGCAACUUCGUCUGGAAGAGUGUAUCUACCGUACACAUGCUGUUUUGCAUGCUGUGGGCUGGUGGCUUGGCGUACCACUUCCUGCUUCAUGCACAGCAGAACAUCCUAAAUGAGGAAGAAGGCAGGGAGCUGUCUGGCCUGGUGAUUGUCACAGCGUGGAUGGCACUGUGCCACAGCUCAUCAAAGACUCCAGUUGGUGGAAGAAUGCACUUGGCUAUUGCCAUUGUAAUCACUCUUUUUCCACUCAUAUCAUGGGUCUACGUAUACAUAAACAAGGAGAUGCGGUCCUCCUGGCCAGCUCAUUGCAAGACAGUCAUUUAAGUGACUCCAAUAAUGUUAAAUUACCAUUUUUGACAUUCCAUACACAUUGGCGUAACAGGAUAGUUUCCCAAUUUAUUUGAAGAAAUCUGAGUGAAUACUAGAGAUGAUUUAAAGUCUUGAGAAUGUAACAUGGCUGCCCACAGAUGGAAGGUUGACUAGGACAGAUAGGAAGUGGGGUCUGAUUCUCUGGAAGUCUCUUCUGGGACAGCAGUGAAGCAGGCCCUAGGCAGAAAUCUGAGUUUGAAUCCAGCUUUAGCACUGUGGGAUGGGGGCAAAAAUCAUGAAUCUCCUGCUGGAUACUUCCUCAUGUGUAAAGUAGGAUGUCAGAUCAUCUUAGUUACUACAGUCAAGCUAACAUGGGGCCAGCGUGAGAAGAUCCCCUGUGUGAGGACUACAGAGGGCUGUGUGUGAUUACGGCAAGGGGUGAGGCUGGGUAGCAUGCUGACACUGAGUUAGGUCCAAGAUCACUGCAACCCCACACGAAUCUCCAAUAUAACCAAUAUACAGUGGUUCAGUCACUGCAACUAAGACAAACACUAGGACAGGCGAGCCAAAUGAUAGGCUUGCCUUGCAAUGGAAGUAGAAAAAAAAGCAAAAAGGAGAAAUUAAAGGAAAUAUAGAAAAGAUAAGUUUGGAGCUAAGCAAGAAUAGGGACUAUUAAUCAUAAUGCCAGUGGAAACUCGUAUGAAACCUAUCCAUUCUUUUAAUGAAAUUGAAGCCACCGUAGGGAGGAGAGCACUGCAGGGUGACACAAGUGACAGAACAGUCACGUGUUGUUACUGAGCACGUGACUUGCAGGGUGACUAAAGAAGUAAAAUUUGAACUUUUCUAACUUUUGAAGCAGAUACUUAACUGCCAGAAAGAAGUUAGGUGUGCAUGGAAUGUCUGUCUGUCUAUCUCUGUGUGUGUGUGUGUGUGUAUGUGUGCGCGUGUUCUUCAACUGUAAAUUUUGGUAUCUACUGUUGGGGUGAUCUUUUUGUGUACUGUGUAGAGGUUGACUUUGUGUUACUCAAAUGCUGAUUUCUAUACCAGCAGAGACCUGGUUACAGGCCGGACUUUGGUAUUACUAUUCUGUGGCUGCAUCAUAUCUUGUAAACACUCCCUUCAAUACCUUCUGAUUGGUUUAAUAAAGAGCUGAACAGCCUUAUAGCAAAGGCAGGAGAGGAAGGCAGGACUUCUGGGCAGAAAUAGGAACUCUGAGAAAAAAAAUCAAAGGAGGGAGGUUCACCAGCCAGAGACCGAGGAAAGGUCACAAGCCAUGCAGCAGAACAUAGAUUAAUAUAAAGAGGUUAAUUUAAGAGCUAGAUGGGGAAGAAGGCUAGGCUAAGGCACAACUUUAAUAACUGACACUCAACUUUAAUAAUUACAGUAUUUGCAGUAGUUUAGUGUUCAGAUGAAUGUGCUCCAGUGCAAAACAAAAGACAUUACCAACAUAAACACAGAAUGCAUGUUAUACUGAUUGUAUGCUGAAAAACUAUUUUGAGAUAAAUUGGGCUAAAUAAAAUAUAUUGAAUUUA